GCAUAUUGUGCGAACAAUAUUGAACAUGUACAUGUAGUAGACUGACUUCAAUUGCAUGGAUUUAGUUGGAUUGGAUUGCAGGAAAAUAUCAAUGGUCUCUGGCCUGUGUGGAAUAGUCAGAGUAUUGUGGUUCUGUUGAAAAGUAUCUUAAUAUAGGAAAGUGUGAAAACACGGCUACCUUCACUGAAGCCCGAAACUACAAAAUACAGGGACAAAAGCGUCUGGAAAUCCUAAAACGUGCAACAGUUAAAAGUAUAUUGGAAAUGCAGGGUAUCGAUCCCCGUACCUCUCGCAUGCUAAGCGAGCGCUCUACCAUCUGAGCUACAUCCCCAUUCACGUUAAGCUACCCAGAAAGCUAAGCAACUUGAUAGCUAUCUAUGACGAGUUUGUUCGGAUUACAUGCACAGCAAACGUGUGGGCGAAAGACGGGCACUGUUGUACUCUUUAGAGUAUCAUAACAUUGAAAUGUGCAUAACUAUAUAUUUAUGCAAAUUGGAAUACAAAAAAAUACCAUAAUGGCAAAAUGUAGGCUUUCCGAAAGCUAAAACUGCACAAAUAAAAUAAACAUCUGGAGAUGCAGGGUAUCGAUCCCCGUACCUCUCGCAUGCUAAGCGAGCGCUCUACCAUCUGAGCUACAUCCCCGUCCACACAAGCCAUCGGAAAACCAAGCUCUUAGCUGCAUUUGACGUGUGACAACAGCUGCAGGUGAUGAAACUUGAUCGAUAUUUUCGUUAUAUAUGAUGACGACUGGAAUAACAAUGGAACAGAGGGCGAAGGGGACAUUUUAAAAAUGAUGUUCAAGAUCGGUAUCAGUACGUAUACUUGACCACCGGCAAUUCUAUAUUGAAUUUGCUCCUUUUUGUUUAUGUCUGUUCAGGAUUUUUUCAGUCUGAACAGUUUUUGGUCUAAAAGCAUAUCUUCGUUUGUUAAUCACAUAUGAUAAAUAGCCAAACUGUUUUUUUUGCCCAAUCCGUCUCAAGAUUGAUGACCAUUUCUUCGGUCACGUGACUUCGUAAUGGUUAUGGUGCACAAAACAUUGACAUUCCAUAUCACAUUGACAACACAAUACAAAAACAACGAAAACAAAAACCAAUACAUCAAUUUGCUGCUCGGUUUUAUCUUUUCAUCUUAAAUUUUAGCUGAUAUCUUGCUUAAAUCGUUUUCGAAUUGAUGAAUCAGGCAUGUAAAAUAAAAAGCCAGCAAUUCCAUUUUCAAACUCCAUAUUAUAUUGCCUUUGAUGUAAAGAUGCUUAUAUCAGCACGAAUACACACUUGGAACAAUGCAUGAUGCUAAUCAUGGGAGCAAAGUUUAAGUGGACCAAGCUGGGUUGUUUACCAGCUAUUCUAAUCUUUGAACGAAGCCGUGCGACAGUGUACGUGUUACAGAAGCUGUGCACUAUGAUGGCAACGGCAGCCUCUGUUCUGGCCAUUCUGGUCUUCACGAGUUCCCAAGCCUUUGGCCAUGAGAAUGUAGCUAAAGUAUUUGUCUCGAACGCCCUGGAAGAUGCAGAGAAAGUAUGGCUAGAAGAGAGUGAGGAUGGUCCCGAUAAUUCGAACGACGUGCUGCCGUCCAAAGGUCAUCAGCAGGCCGCUUCAUGGACGGCGGCGGAUCUCGAGCCGGACCGCCCGGCACCACCGUUCAAGCUCUGGACUCUGGACGGGGUCCUCACCGACGAUGAUCUGAAGGGUAACCCCGUCAUCUUCCACGGUUAUAACAGCCACUCAGGCUUCCUGGAGUGCCUGUGGACGUCCAACGCGUCACGGGUGUCGCUGAUUGACAGGACGCCCAACAACACGCACUACGUCUUCAUGACGAGGUCAGAGAACGCCUACGAAGACGCGCGCUGGAUGAAAGGGCUUAUGGAGGCAGCCACUCAGCUAAGCACCAGGCCAGACGGCGAGAAGAAGGCCCUGAUGUCCCGCCUACACUACGUGGUGACCCCGGUACACCAGCUGGGGAACUGGAUGCCUGCCCUGAUGAACAGGUGGAGCUGUGAGGACCACGGGUGUGGCCUGCCGCAGGUUCUUUUCACAUCAUCAGUGUCUCCGCUGCCCCUCAUCCUCAAACGACUGGACGCGCGCUAUGAUUGGCUGAUGGGAUCCUUCCCAGCGGCCUCCACGAGACUUGCUGACGGAGGAAACGGUUGCGCAGGCGCACCUGCUGUGGAGAACUCCAUCGCAUGGGUGUCUGCCGCGGGCAACUGUUCUUUCUUCACUAAGGUUCGUAACAUGAUGAAUUCGAAGGCGCUUGGUGUGCUAGUGUACGCACCGCCCGGGACCCCCCUCCAGGACAUGAACUGUGAGGGGGACGAGUGCGGCCACCCCCUCAACAUCCGGGCAACCAUGGUGCACUGGGAUGUCAACAUACAGGACGCACUCAAAAACGGCGCCGUCAAUGUAACAUUUCAGACGACCCCUUCGGACAACUUUUACUUCGCUAUCGACACCCAGGGCAAGCUGGCCGAGAUAGGCUGGCUUCUUUAUCCGUCAUUCCUCUUCUUUACAUGGCAGGCACAAUGGUUUAACUACAAGACAGACCUGUAUCACAACCUUGCAAGUGAGGCAAAGGUCAUCAACGUGUUUAACCGCACCGUCAUGCAGGGAGACAAGGGUGUGGUGGCCACUGUCAAGCUGCCUUCAGUUAAAGAAAUGUUGGAGUAUUCUAACGUUGAGCUGGACAUGUCCCUGUCUUGCCCGGGUACGAGAGACGACACGUGCCCCCACUGGGACCACACCAUCCAGCUGUACGUGUGCUGUGACGAGGGGCACCCGCUCUGUGGUAUGGAGCUGGGCCGCUGGAUCACGUCAUUUAGAAGGCGUAUCGGGAGAUGGCUGACACCGAUCACGCCCCUCCUCCCACUCUUCACGUCUAACGUGUGCACCUUCACCAUGAAGACUGUCCCCUGGGCCAUGCCGUGGGUUCCCAGUCUCAACGUGCGCUUCAGCGGGCUCAUGGGGAAACAAGGCCACCAUAGCGCCAACACACAGCCCUACUCCAUCAUCCCCCUGUUCCGCGGAGGAACGUUCAACAAGACGUACAACACGAAGUACAAGCCCCAACAGUUCGUCGUACCAAAGGGAGCAACACAGGUGAAAGUUGUGUCUGUCAUCACCGGACACGGAAGUGACGAGAACGGGUGUGGAGAGUUCUGUGUGACGUCACAUCACUUUGUCGUCAAUAAUCACACCAACGUUAGGGUCUUCAAGAUAGCUGGAACGCCUCUAGGAUGUGCGGACCGUGUGCCGGAGGGUGUGACGCCUAACGAACACGGCACGUGGCUGUACGGACGGGACGGGUGGUGUGAUGGACAGGAGAUCAACCCAUGGGUGGUGGAUGUGACAAGUCAGGUGUCCUUCACCAAACCCAACAAUGUCAGUUACUAUGGCUGGUACAACGGUGGUGACCCCAACCCACAACAGAACCCAGGCUACAUCAUCAUGUACUCCUAUCUGGUCUUCUAUAGGGAUAUGUGAUGAUUGUUAAUGACCCACACAGAACCCAGGCUACAUCAUCAUGUGCUCCUAUCUGGUCUUCUAUAGGGUUAUGUGAUGAUUAUUAAUGACCCACACAGAACCCAGGCUACAUCAUCAUGUCCUCCUAUUUGGUCUUCUAUAGGGAUAUGUGAUGAUUGUUAAUGACCCACACAACCCACACAGAACCCAGGAUACAUCAUCAUGUACUCCUACCUUGUCUUCUACAGGGACAUGUGAUGAUUGUGAACGGCCCAAGAAAUCCACAUGAAAACUCACCUGGUCUUCUACAAGGGCAUGUGAUUAUUAAUGAAGAAAGCAUGGCAACUGCAUCAUAUCAUAACAUAGGGAUAUGAUGAUAUCAUAACCCAUAAUCUAUCACAUGUGCUACUCUGUAAUUCUUGAAGUGGUAAUGA
This is a messenger RNA of Branchiostoma floridae (Florida lancelet), 3886 nucleotides long. RefSeq lists its product as uncharacterized. The record is from RefSeq and is a predicted model, not a curated record. The transcript has 13 exons. Gene Ontology annotation, molecular function: oxidoreductase activity, acting on paired donors, with incorporation or reduction of molecular oxygen, reduced ascorbate as one donor, and incorporation of one atom of oxygen. The coding region runs from base 1284 to 3473 and encodes 729 amino acids. NCBI's taxonomy places the organism in Eukaryota, Metazoa, Chordata, Leptocardii, Amphioxiformes, Branchiostomatidae.